Molecule: messenger RNA, 564 nt
Organism: Striga asiatica
Lineage: Eukaryota; Viridiplantae; Streptophyta; Magnoliopsida; Lamiales; Orobanchaceae
Source: the annotation of a GenBank genome assembly
AUGACAAGAGAUUGGGAUAAAGAACAAAUCCGCCCGAUCCGGAUCAUCCGUUGUGAAGUUACUCUCCCUCAGAUUCUGAAAAACGUAUCCUUCGCUGGCGUAUUUACCGAUGGUAAAUGUCGUCUUCCGCGUCAUCACUCGGGUCUCGGCCUUCCUUUUCUGGCACGAACACUUUCUCGGCAUGAUCCACGCCUGCAUCUCCAACAACCUAAACGGCAAAAGAAAGAACAAGAUAAAGCUAAAAGUUUACUGGAAAUCAACAGAUUCCAUAGACCAAAAAAGGAUGCAGAUGGUGGUACCUUGGGCAGAAGGCGUUGCACUGUGAGAGGGGAUGGUGUAGCAGAGGGGGAUGAUCGGAGAGAAGGGGAGUGCAGGGGUUUAAGGGACAGUCUAGAGGGCCCAGGCCAUAUGUUCCUGCCUCGGGUGUUUGCUGGUUUGGUUGUGUUUCUAGACCACUUUCGUGUGGUCUCCCAGUGUGUCUUGUUUGGCCUUUUUUUCGGCUUGUGCUCGACGUGUAUUCCGAACGUUGUUCUGUUGGCUUUUAUUGGAGCUUUCUAUCGUUGA